CCACACACACAAUUUUCUUCAUUAUCAUCCAUAAAGAAAAAAAUGGCGUUUUCAUCUUCCUCCUGCUUCUUCACUUCCCCCAAUUUCCCCCUCAAUCAAACCUCCACCAGAUUUCAUACGCCUCGGAUUUCAGCCACCGCCACAUCUACACUCAGAUCUUCAAGCAUUUCCACUUCUUCAUCGUUAUACGAAGUGCUCGGGAUUCAAAUCGGAGCCGAUACGGUUGAGGUCAAGGCGGCGUACCGGAAAUUAGCGAGGGUUUUGCAUCCGGAUGUCCGAAACCAUGAUUCGUCACCGGAUGAGUUCAUGAAGGUGCAUUCGGCCUAUGCCACGUUGUCGGAUCCAGGAAAACGAGCCGAUUAUGAUCGUAGUCUGUUUGGGAGACACAAAAUGAGUUCGUCGUCGGUGGGAGUUACCGGAUACAGUGGCCGGAGAUGGGAAACCGACCAGUGUUGGUAGUUCAGGUGGAGAUUGUAUCUCUGUGUACAUACGUAGCUAAAAUAUUAGGUCUACAACAACCAAUGAUUUGCAAAUUAAUUGGCUAUAUUUUAAUGCCAUUGUAUUCCACUAUAUCGUAAAUUGGUAAUUCUUGAAUAUCUUUAUUAAGUAUUGUAUUUUCAUGUAAUUUUACAUCAAAUUAAC
This is a messenger RNA of Cynara cardunculus var. scolymus (artichoke), 642 nucleotides long. Its product is annotated as chaperone protein dnaJ 11, chloroplastic-like. The transcript has a single exon. NCBI's taxonomy places the organism in Eukaryota, Viridiplantae, Streptophyta, Magnoliopsida, Asterales, Asteraceae. The coding region runs from base 43 to 459 and encodes 138 amino acids. The record is from RefSeq and is a predicted model, not a curated record.